Molecule: messenger RNA, 470 nt
Organism: Scutellospora calospora
Lineage: Eukaryota; Fungi; Glomeromycota; Glomeromycetes; Diversisporales; Gigasporaceae
Source: the annotation of a GenBank genome assembly
AUGCCUUAUUAUACAUUUGAAACACGUGGUGAUGUACCGCUCUCACGUCAUGCUCGCUUAUCUCCACUUUACCGUUCAAAAAAUGUGAUAAUGAUUGAGAAUAUAAUAGAUAAUUAUUUUAAUGAAGAAACUCUUAUUAAGAUUCAACAGAACUCCGUUAUUCCUCUUUAUGAGUUGGUUACACCUAUCGAAAAUAUUAGAACUCAAAAAAUACCACGUCCACAAAAUAGUUUUGUAAUAUACAGAAGAAAUAUUCAAGCUCAAAUUGCCUCUUCUAUUGCUUCUGACAAUUCUAUUGGAAAAUUGGAUAAUGUUUCCAAAUAUGCUGGUAAACAAUGGAAAAAAGAGUCAAAAGAUAUAAAAGAAUUAUACGGUCUUAUCGCUGAUUGCGCGAAAAAAGUUCAUGAUUUCCUUUAUCCUGGUUACGUUUAUCAUCCAAGAAGAAAUGCUACUACAAAUAUUCCGAUGGG